UCAGGGUUUCCACGGUAACCGCCGCUUGCGAAGGUCACAUGAGCGCGUUCGUGUGACGCACGCCGGAAGACUGGGCUGGGCAUGAGGGAGCGAGAUCAGAACUGAGUUUAAUUAUCAAUAAACAAUUAGACCGCGGUGAAGCGGAGGGAAAAAAAAAAAAAAAAACACCUUACCAGGAGAUGGCGGAAACCGUGGAGCUGAACAACGGGGUGCGGAUGCCAGUUUUGGGGCUCGGGACCUUCAAGCUCCGGGGGUACGAGGCGGUGUACCGGGCGCUGGACGCGGCCCUGGCGGAGGGGUACCGCUCGUUCGACACCGCGGCGGUUUACCGGAACGAAGGAGACAUCGGCAGAGCCUUGAGGGAGCUGCUGCCCAGGCACGGGCUCACCAGACCGGACGUUUUCAUCACCAGCAAGCUGGGUCCCAAAGACCACGGCAGCGAAGCCCGGGCGGCCUGCGAGGUCAGCUUGGAGCAGCUUGGCUGGGGCUACCUAGACCUGUACCUCAUACACUGGCCUGGCAAGCAAGGCUGGCAGUCGGAGGAUUUAAGAAACCGGGAGGUCAGAAGGGAAAGCUGGGAGGCGCUGGAGGAAAUGUACAAGAGCGGGCGGUUUAGAGCCAUCGGGGUGUCCAAUUACACCCUGACGCACCUCCAGGAGCUGCUGGGCAGCUGCAAGGUGAGCCCAGCGGUGCUGCAGGUGGAAUACCACCCCAGGCUCGUGCAGAACGAGCUCUUGAGCUUCUGCAGGGAAACGGGAAUCCACCUCCAAGCGUAUUCCUCCCUCGGGACGGGCAGCUUGGUCAAGGAGCCCAAAGUGCGGGAGGUGGCGGAGAGGUACGGCAUCCCCAAGUCCGGAGACCCCCAGCGCAUCGCGGAGAACGCGCGGGCGUUGGAUUUGGCGAUGAAGCCCGAGGACGUGCUGGAGCUGAGCUCGCUGGACUCGGGGACGCGAUACUGCUGGGACCCGCAAGGAGUCGUGUAGCCGCGAGGCUUCGAACCAGCACCAGCCCCCUGCUGCUGCGGCACCCAGUCCUGGGGUUCAGAGCUCCCCUCAAUGAAGUCUAGUAUUAUUAUUAUUAAUAUUGAAAUGAUCAGGAGCCAGGAGUUUGAGCAGGGUUAGAAACUCACACUAGCCCUGCUGCUGCUGCUGCUGCACCCAGUCCUGGGGUUCAGAGCUCCCCUCAAUGAAGUCUAGUAUUAUUAUUAUUAAUAUAGAAAUGAUCAGGAGCCAGGAGUUUGAGCAGGGUUAGAAACUCACACUAGCCCUGCUGCUGCUGCUGCUGCUGCUGCACCCAGUCCUGGGGUUCAGAGCUCCCCUCAAUGAAGUCUAGUAUUAUUAUUAUUAUUAAUAUUGAAAUGAUCAGGAGCCAGGAGUUUGAGCAGGGUUACAAACUCACACUAGCCCUGCUGCUGCUGCUGCUGCUGCUGCACCCAGUCCUGGGGUUCAGAGCUCCCCUCAAUGAAGGGGGACAGCUGAAAAACAAAUAAUAUGAAAUCUGAAGGUACUUGCUCAUGAUGCAUCACAACACAAACACAAAGCCUUGAUUUAAUAUUUAAUAAAAUUCUUUAUUACCACCACAUACUGCUCACUUAUUGCAAUACAAAAAAAAAAGAUUGACAGUGUUUCUAAAAAGAGUGUUAACAUACCACAUUCAAGUAAUAAACGCAAUAUAAAGCC
This is a messenger RNA of Acipenser ruthenus (sterlet), 1679 nucleotides long. RefSeq lists its product as uncharacterized. Gene Ontology annotation, molecular function: oxidoreductase activity. Lineage: Eukaryota; Metazoa; Chordata; Actinopteri; Acipenseriformes; Acipenseridae. The record is from RefSeq and is a predicted model, not a curated record.